Ooceraea biroi (clonal raider ant) is the source of this 7799-nucleotide messenger RNA. RefSeq names its product Anaplastic lymphoma kinase (gene Alk). Gene Ontology annotation, cellular component: plasma membrane; signaling receptor complex. The record is from RefSeq and is a predicted model, not a curated record. Lineage: Eukaryota; Metazoa; Arthropoda; Insecta; Hymenoptera; Formicidae. Gene Ontology annotation, molecular function: ATP binding; transmembrane receptor protein tyrosine kinase activity; protein binding. Gene Ontology annotation, biological process: positive regulation of kinase activity; protein phosphorylation; multicellular organism development.
AGUAACAUGGCACUUGGUAUUAACUACAAUGCAGCGUUAACUAAAAGUUGUCAGAAUUUCCUGAGUUAGUACAAAAUUGCUCAGUGCAAUAUUGCUUCAUCUCUCGUAACAAUUAUUUUCUCAGUUAAUAUUCUUUACCAUGAUCAAAUUAACUUAUCUUAGUAACGCGUCUUUGCUUACGCGUAAUUGUCGAGACUGACACAACAUCGAGUGUAAAUAAUUAAAAGUGUGCAUUACUGCUGACGGAUGCGAAGAUAAAAUACGCGCGCAGAACUCGAUAAGCGGUUGAAUGCGGGGCAUUGAUUGGUACCCGUGUCAUCGAGAAUGUUUUGUACGAUGUGAAUAGCGGAUCACACGCUAAUUCUCGACUUCGAUUGCCGCAAGAAUGAAAGACGAAGCAAUUUUCUCCAUUUUCCUUAUCGAUUGUUAUGAGCGACAGGAAGGGGAGCUCCAUGACUGCAUCACAGUCGCUGUGUGUACUCCACGGUACACCAAGACGCAUCGCAGCCUUAACCGACAUCACACAGAUGUAGGCGUCCAUUAUCAUGUCGCAGACCACGCGAACAACAAGAACAAUGAAGAGAAUACUCUUGCGAAAUUUUCUGUUUCAUCGCGAUGACAUUGAAGCAUCAUCGAAUAUUCGAAUACCUCAGGCACACUAAAAAAGCAUAACAAGUAUACAACUCAUUGUCAAAUAUUUCCAAGGCGAUCUAGACGCCUCUCAGACGCUUCCAUCGGUAUAAUAAGACAACGAAGAAAGAAAACUUCUAAUAAAAUAAACGAGUACCGACAAUUACGGUAAUUGUCAUGGUGCUCGAUCGGACGCAGGGACAAGUGCUCUCACUGUGCGAACAGUAGCUAUACGUACUUCGAGGCUGAUCGCUCAAUUAUCCGACGUUCAAUUAUCCCAGUUGUCGGUAACAUCCGCGCUUUUGCGCUUCACCUUGAACUGGCGCAGCGAACACGUGUCUUGAACGAUCGCAAUCUGUUACGUGCCAGUCGGAUCAUGCUGGAAACGCAACGCAAAUUUACGCGUUAAUCACGACGCAUUGACGUAAUUUAAUCUUAGUAACACGCGAGCCCUCGGCCCACUCUGGUUCCCGCCAUCGUGUCGCUCGAAGUGCCUUUCGGAGAAAGGCACGGCCGGACCUAGUAUAUAGAAGCUCGGUGUCGCGUUGAAGACUCCAGCUACAAAUCGCUGAUUGCGUAAACGUGCAGACUGUCCCCGCGCGAGUUUCGAGAGUCGGUCAAUGCCUCUAGACUCUUGGAAGCCGAUGAGGAUAGACACUUCCGGAUUGCAUUACCAUCGGUACGAGGGUGCGAUAUAAUCCGGAAAUGAUCGUAGUCGGACGGCCGAUUGAAUCCAUCAGAACAGAGAAAGCUAGAGAGCUAGAGAGCUAAAGAGAGAGAGAAUCUGAAGGGAGAACAGAGAGCAAAAUGCUUUCCUCGAUUGCUCUUAACGAGACACAAGAUUAGACAGAUUGUGUCGCGCGGAGCGGUAGAUUCUGCUUGCAGUUACGCUUUAGACCGCGUUGCGCCUUCGUACUUUGGCGAACGAAGCGGACGUUGGUGACCGGAUUGAUCGCGUGAUUCCGGAUCAGUAACGUUGCGUUGGGUCGUGCCGCGAGGAUAGUGUCGACGUAACGUGACGAUCAUUAUCGUACGAUUUGAUCUCUAAUGGGGCAGUGCUAAGACUCCCGGAAGACAAUCGUCACUAGCAAAGCCUGUUGUGAUGUCGAAGCUCAUCGCCGUGUCCAUCGCCAUUAAUCUCCUCGCAUAUUGUUGGAGAUAAAUCCAAGGGGGGCAGCAACGUUUGAGCGUGAUGAUGUCUAGCGUUUCGGGCAAGCAGAGCGUGUCAUGUCACGCGUGACCUCGUCGGGAACUACUGAACUACGGACACUGACGAAAUCGGGGAGUGAUGAUCAGAGAGCGGCCGGAGCUGGCGAGCACCAUCGCGGGUCAGACGUGUGAUCGUCAGCACGUGUCCACACGUGGCAGCGGCCGCGGCGCGUCAUUGCUUCGCGUUGUCUUGAUCCUUUGCUGCGUCAUGAUGAUCUACGGUUCCAAUAAGGUUCCGCGCGGGAUCAAGGAGCUGCGAGACGAGAUGAAGAAUCCGCGCCAGGCACUAGGCUACUGCGAUUUCGAGGUGCCUUGUAACAUCUGGUUCUGGAACCGCACCUCGAGCUUCACGAGAGUCACGGCGUCGUCGACCAGCGUCAUCCUGCCGUCCAUGGACGCCGACAAUUCUACAAACGGCCACUUCCUGUGGUACAGAGGUCCCGGAUAUGGUCAAACGUGGUCCAUGCCGCUCCCCCGCUCAAUCAUGUACUGCCGCAUCGAGUUUUGGAUCUAUCAGGUAGAGAUGCAGCAUGGCGGGAUAAGUCUCAUCGUCGUGGAUCUGAACAACAGUAGUGUGAUGUCGUCGAAAAACGGGAAUAAUCGUGCCACAUGGGAGAGAGUAUCCUUUGAGGCGCGCGCAGCCACUCCAUCUUACAGAUUAUUCUUGGAGGUCUAUGCGCCCUUUAAGAAUUCAAGUGUCGCCAUCGACAACGUUCGCCUAACAAAUUGUUUCACAGGCAAUGUUACUUUUUGUACGGAUGAUAUGUUUCUAUGUAACGAGGGUACCUGCUUGAACAGAUCUCAGGUCUGCGAUUUAACAUACGAUUGCCCUGGCGGCGAGGAUGAACUGUUCGGAUGCGACAAGAUACCUGAGCACGCAAGAUGCAAUUUCCAGAGCGGUUGGUGCGGAUGGAAGAACGUUUCCGGGAGGCCUUUAGGCUGGACUCUCCAUAGCGGCCCCACGCCGACUGACAGGACCGGACCCAAUUUGGACCAUACCUACCGUAACAAGACAGGGAUUUACGCAUUCGUGAACAUGGCGCAAAAAUCCGCAUCUGGUGCAAACGUCGCGUAUGGCAGUCGAGCCACUCUCGAGAGCCCUUUGUACAAUCCAACGCCACCUUAUAGCAGUGAUCCCAUGAGUCCUUACUUUCAUUCAUGUCAGAUACGAUUCUACUACCACAAGUACGGUACACAUGCUGGAUCCCUGGGACUCUACCUGGUCCAGGUAAAGCCGUACGGCAAUUACACCGACAGAAUAUGGUGGUCUUAUGGAGAUAAGUUAAACGCCGACAUUUGGAUAAAAGAGGUAGUUGCGCUACCUGAAGUAAAAUAUAGAUAUUUUUUGCAAUUUGAGGCAUCCAAGGGGUUUACUUCGAAAGGCGACAUAGCGAUCGAUGAUAUUUCUUUCAGUCCAGAAUGCUUCGCUAUUGGAGUUCCACCGAAAGUUGUAGGUAAUUUUAAUUAUUACAAUCCCCUGGUUGAGAGAACGCUGCAGCAUCCAGAUUUUGAAAACGAAACAGUUGUCCGUAUUACUGCUUGUGGAGCCACAGGCAGAACCGGUCCCACUAUCGAGCAAUGCGCCGAAGAACAUAAUGGAAGCGACAUAGAACUAAUGCCGUCGUUGAUAAUACCAACUCGCGAUAUGUCAGCUUUUAAUCUGAGCGGCAUUCAACGGUGGACCGCACCGCGUGGUGAAUACUACACUUUAAUCGGCGUCGGAGCACGAGGCGGCAUGGGUUCCGGUGGCAUGGGCUCUACUCUGGGUUCCGUGGUGCGUGGUGUGAUAGAGCUUCAGAAGGGCGACCAGCUGUAUUUCAUAGUGGGUCAGAUGGGAACAAACGCCUGUCCCAAAAAUCUCGGUUUGACGACAGUUAGCUGUAAUUCACAAGCUGUCAUUACACCUCGCGGGUCAUUGUUGCCACAUGCUUUCUCGUCAAAAGUACGAGAAGUGAAGAACCUUGAGUUCAAGAAUGGCGGUGGCGGCGGCGGCGGCGCGACAGCCAUUUUUAUGUUGAGGACAAACAGCGAGCCGGAACCUAUCCUGGUCGCCGGAGGUGGUGGCGGUUUGGGAUACGGUCACUUCAUUGACGACGGUUUUCAACAUGGACGUGGUCCUGUUCCUGUCGACAAACAUCUACGUCCCCCAUCCGAGAUUGCAGAAGACAUAGGUAAUACUUCAACAUGCACGCGUGAGAAUACAGACACUCGAGUAGAGAAUACAAAUUUGAGGCGAAAUCUCGUAGGUGGACCCGGUGGGAGUUGGAACGCCUCAUGGGCUGACAGUUUCGAUCCGCAAGAUGUUGUGGGAAUGUCAUUGAUUCACGGUGGUUUGGGAGGAUUCGGCUGCGAGCUCGGGAAGAAUGAGAGUUACGGUGAUGGUGGCUUCGGUGGAGGCGGCGGCGGUUGUCAGACCGGCGGCGGUGGUGGUGGUUACAUUGGCGGUAAUACCGGACACAAGGACUCCGGUAAUGGCGAGGGUGGUUACUCAUAUGCCAGUUUAAAACUCACGAAUAUCCACUUCAAGGACGCAGCUCAUUACGGGCCGGGUGAAAUCCUCAUUAUACCUGCGAUCAGUGGCUGCGGCUGUGAUUAUCGCUGCGUUGCUCUCGAUCAGUUUCUGAGCGAAACUAAGUGUCUCUGCCCUCAGGGUUGGUUGCUCAGCAACGACUCAAAGUCCUGCAUCAUGAUUGAGGACACCAAGGAUAUAAUACGCCAAACAUACAUGAUUCCGCUUAUAUGUAUAAUCAUGGCCCUGUUCGUCAUUGUCAUAAUUGGCGUAACAUAUUAUAACAGGUACCAAAACCAAAAAGCACUUCUACAUCGCCGCCACGCGAUGUUCGGCAACGGCACGGAAUUGUCUGCGCUGCACGGGAUGCCAGAAUCCUCCAUGGAAUUAAACCCCAAUUACGAGUUGGACGGAAAUCUGUACAAUCUCAAAGACCUGCCACAAAUACCUCACAAGAACAUUACUUUGAUAAAAGCCCUCGGUCAAGGCGCUUUCGGCGAAGUUUAUCAAGGUAUGUGCAGGAUCGACUCAGAGGAACAUCCUGUCGCCAUAAAGACGCUACCGUCUCUGUCCACGAUGCAGGCAGAGGCUGAUUUCAUGAUGGAGGCGUUGAUAAUGAGCAAAUUUACGCACUCUAACAUAGUGAAGUUUAUCGGCGUCUCUUUUGAGAAGCAUCCGAGAUACAUCAUCCUCGAAUUGUUAGCCGGGGGUGACCUUAAGAAUUUCUUACGCGAAGAGAGACCUCGACCAGACCGAGCUACAUCCUUAACGAUGCACGAUCUCAUCACGUGCAGCUUCGAUGUCGCGAAUGGCUGCAAGUACUUGGAAGAGGCGCACUUCAUACACCGAGACAUCGCCGCUAGGAAUUGCUUAUUGACCACCAAGGGACCGGGGCGUACCGUGAAGAUCGCGGAUUUCGGCAUGGCCAGGGACAUUUACCGAAGCGAUUAUUACAAGAAAGACGGCAAGGCGAUGCUGCCCGUAAAGUGGAUGCCGCCCGAAAGCUUCCUGGACGGCAUAUUCACUUCGAAGACUGACGUAUGGUCCUUCGGUAUCCUUCUAUGGGAGAUCAUGUCCUUCGGAUAUAUGCCAUACACCGGAUGUACGAAUCGCGAGGUCAUAUCGAUGGUGACGGCCGGCGGCCGUCUCGAGAAUCCUGCCGGUUGUCCGGAUCCCAUCUACGGGAUCAUGACGCAAUGCUGGCACCCACGGCCUAACGACAGACCAAGCUUCGCCAAUAUCGUCCAGAGCAUCAGUUAUUGCUUGCAGGACCCGAGCGUGAUAAAUCACCCCACGCCUAAUUUCGACAUAUUGCCCAUCUGCGAUCGCGAAACGACGAUCAUGAGACCAGACCCGAGCGCGGAGUGCAUCAACGUGCAGUCUGAAAACGACGAAUUUGUGCAACAGCUGGACAAACGCGGUUACAUGCAGCCGAAGAUCAUCAGUUCACGAUCCGCUGCGCGUAACAAGGGGCACAUAAUAAGCGGCGUUAUCUACAACAUAAGGGACGAGAAGAUUAGGAGCGGCGACUUGCAGAUUGGAACUUUCGGAAGAUCGGAAUGCCGGCAGGGGACGUACGGUUGCAACGCGUAUGAUUUCACCCAGGAUACUUUCAGACAAGCCUACGAUGACGAGAAUGAUUACGAUGAUAAUUAUGACGACGAGAUGACCGAAGAUUGCGAGGACAAAUGCGGGGUCGACCAAUCCGAUUGGCAGGACAGCAGGACAAUACAUCGAACUAAUAACAUCGAAGAUGGCCAUAACGCAGAUAACGGUAAUAACCGUCCAGACGAGGACUAUCACUUGAUCGAUAGCGCAAAAACGGACCGCAGGAACGGUAAUGAGAGUACAACGACUACCGACACCAAUUCCGCCUCCCUAAUAGCGCGAUCCUCGGACACCCCGCCCGACACGACGAACUCGUCGCCCAACACGCGCACCUGUUCGCCAAAUCGCACCGCUGGCCUCAACAACGUGAACGGUACGGUGAAGAGGAACACCUUGAAGGCGACGCUGAGCCUGGACGCGAGUGCGCUCUGCAGAAACACCAUUCCCUACGAGAAGAUCACGACACAACGCUCGAGCACGCCGGGCAGUAUGGAGCUGAGGAAGGAUUCUCUGGGACAUGAACUACCGAGAGAGGAGGAGUGCUCUUGCUGAGAUUUAUCCGAGGGGGGUUGACGAGGCUGCCCGGAAGCCGCGGCCGCGAUCGCGCUCAGCUGCAACGUCGCGCGCCGGCUGCAGCUGCAACGAUCCGCCACGACGACUGCGGUUACGAGGGACACGCAGCUCGUAGAACUCUCCUCGCCACCGUGGACCCACGACAACGAAUAUUCACGUCGUUUCUACUCCGAGGAGACUCUCCUGUAAAUAGGAACCGGAAAACCACGAGUUUCCUUCACGGCCGAUAAUUCUUUUUUGACACAAGUCGCGGUUCUUGUUUGCAUAAGAAAGACGCACGAUUGUUGCAAGUCUGAGAGAGAGAUUGUUGAACUUGAAUGCACACGAUAGGCCAGUUGUUGUACAAACAAAGUUGUUGUACAUACAAAGAAAAUGGAAGAUACCAAAUACGUAAUAUACUCAUAUAUCCAGUACGCUAAAUCAAGAUGAUCUCAUCGAGCUAAGCUUCCUAAUUUCGUAUUUUGAGGAUGAGAUGGGCAACUUAUAAAAUUGUUGUUGGAUCGGGCUCGUUACGGGGAUGCACACGAGUUAACCAGGGUAACGACGUAGCGGCUCGUGGAACCGCUAUUAGCAUUAAAAGUAAAAAAAAAAAGAAAAUAUGUGAAUAUGUACUUUGAAACUGCAGAUAAAUAAGUAGUAUUCGAGCAGAAAUAAAUUAAGCAGCCUACGAUUAAGCAGCGUCGAGCGCUCGAGCAUACAGCUUCGAUCUGUAAAUCCGUGAAGCUUGCGCGGACUGGUUUUAAUUUAUUUGAAGAAAAAAAAAAGAGCGAGGAGAAAUGAAGGGGAUGUUUGCAAUGUAUAUGUAUAUAUAUUCAAUAUUUAAAGGUCUAACGAAUGCGAGUAGCUUUAAAAAAAGUGGAAUAUAUAUUUCUGAUUCGGAGGGUUGCUAUCUGUCUAAUCGGUAAGAGUUGUCGCAACGGGAUCAAUUUCGAUCCGAAUGUGUCAUGGCUGUCGAGUAACAAUGGUGUUAUACUGUAAUAGCGAUGUAAAAGUCUCCAUAGGCUGAUCGUCUACCUCGUGACUCACAUUUAAACCAGAAAAGCAACGACACGAACUCUCAGUCCUCGUUGGUACACCACCGUCAUUAUAGAGCGGGCAAAAUAAUGAAUGCACAUUGGUAAGGUAACCAGGGGGCAUAAGGGGAAAUAAAAAAAAGAGCACGAGCCCUUUUUUAUUUUUCUUACGACGACGUACUUUACGUGCGCGUAGCGUAUGAAAGUCAACCACUAGGUAUCUGUGCGUGAAACGUAAUAAAGAUGUGUUUAUGGAA